Molecule: messenger RNA, 3440 nt
Organism: Caenorhabditis sp. 36 PRJEB53466
Lineage: Eukaryota; Metazoa; Nematoda; Chromadorea; Rhabditida; Rhabditidae
Source: the annotation of a GenBank genome assembly
AUGGGCGACGAGACGAAAAUCGACAUAAUAGAGUUUCUGAAAAGACAUCUUUCUGUCAAAAAUUGGUUAAACUACAGGGAGGUGCGAAUUUCAGAAAACCUCUUAUCACAUUGCUGAAUAUGACUUUUUGAAUAUAUCUUGAAUAUGACACUGAAAAACGCGAUAAUAUUGACAGCAACCAUACACAAAAGGAGAAGUAAUUCAAGUGAUCGAUAUGGCGAUGGAAAUAUUCAAGACGGAACCGAUUCUCGCCACGUCGAUGCCCCCCUGCACGAUUGUCGGCGACAUCCACGGACAAUACUGCGACCUCGUGCGUCUGCUCAACUCGAAGGGCAACAAGAAACUACGCGGAUUCGCGCAGAAUCAGUUAGUUUCGAAGAAAAAGAUGUACAGAACGAUGUGCGGUACAUUUUUCUAUGGAACAACUCACGCGUUGCUAAUUUUGUCAAUUCUGAAUGACAAUCCGAUAAAAUUUCGACGAAAAAGUGAUAUAGUUCAGAAACAAAAAAGUGAUUCAGAUGGGUUUUCCUGGGCGACUACGUCGAUCGUGGCUCUCAUUCGUUGGAAUGCAUCUGUCUCAUGUUCGGAUUGAAGGUUUGCAAAUUUGCGAAACAAACUCCUUUUCUGCACGGUCUCCCAGGGCGCAAAUGCUAAACACAGUGCGCUCGUAAAGUGCGGAGUGUCGUUGUAACUUUUGAAAAUUUGCAGGUCUAAAAAUGUAGUUCAAUUCGAGUUUACGACCUUUACUUCUUUCUUUUUGACUUGAAAAACGUCUAGAAAACAAUAUUUUACUGAUUGGAAACCGUUCUUUACAGAAUUUAGAGUUUUUCAUGUUUUUAGCGUCUUUUUCGCAUUUCGUCAAAACUUCAAACCUUUAUAUUUCAGCUCAUUUUGCAUUUCAUGAGCCCAACGAACGAUAAAAAUGUUCGCUGAAUCUUUCUUCACAAAAUUCAGGUUCCGGCGGUUAGUUUUCUUGAGCAGUUUACGAAAACCAUUCGAAAAACAUCAAAAUCCAGGCUAAAACCUUCAAAUCGAAAAACUCGGCUAAUUCUCAACGAUAUUCGAGAUUUCUGUUACCAAAACGUAGCUAGUGCUCUAAUUAUUCGAAUCUAGGUUCGCUGGAGAUUCCUGGUUUUCAGUUGAUUAGUGGUUUUUUCGAUUCGCGUGUCCGCCGCAAUCCGAUAAAAUGAUGGGGAAAACCUGAAAUUAUUUAUCGGCGAAGAAAAUAACUGUUCUUUUUUAUUCUAACCGCUACUCCGUGCCGCUCGGCAAUUUCCACCAGCUUCGCGCCUUUCCAACUGCAGAAAUUGUCGCAACGAGUCCUAAAAAUUUAAAUUUGAGUUUUUUGCAACAAAUAUUUAACGAAAAAUUGCGUUUCGACAUGUUUUAAAAGAUAAAAACGAGAAAAAGAUUUUAAUUGCGAAACCAAAAAAUCCAAUAGUGCGCCAAGUGAGUGCAAGAUGCGCCAGCAGUCUCCUUUGGUCUCAUGUCCACGCUGUGACUCAGUGAGGCGUACGAAAAAAUAGGUGUAUUGUAUAGAAAAGAUGGAAAGAACGCGUACUCCCGUUGAAAAUACAUUAAUCGGCCUCCGCGUAAAUCGACGCAACCCGCCUGUUGCAAGUGCGCCCCAUUGAAAUCAUUCGCGCCGUGGGAGACCGUGUUCUGGCCGGCAAAAACGGUGGGGGCGAUUGUGGAAUUUCGCGUUCUGGAAUCUGCUUCCAGGACGCUAAGCUUGGCAAUAAGUGCUCAGUCUGCUUCUAGUUGUCCGCUGUGCCAGUGACGGUUCUAUACUUUCUUAAAAAUCCCGAAAAAAUGUCUUUGUUAGUGGAAAAAAUUAUACAAUGAGCUUUUCGAAUAUUUUCGGUUCCAAACAAACCAUGAGAUUUUUGGACACUUUUUUCUUUUGGUGCUAAUGAAAAUCGAAUAGAGAAAGUGUUUUCUAAAAUAAAGUUCAGGUUGCCUAUCCGACACAAUACACUUUGCUGCGUGGAAAUCACGAGACCAGGGCCAUCAACUUUGCCUACGGAUUCAGGGUGAAUUUUAGCCUGAUUCAAACCAAAAUUUCGGUUUAAUAAACAAUUCUUGUGAAUUGUCAAACGAAGUUAAUCACUUUUUGGAUGAACAGAAAAAAAAAGAAAUUUGAAAGAAAUACGCGAUAAAUAUGGAAAAGAGCAUUUAAUUGUUUUCAAUUCUUUAAGGAGGAGUUGUCGAAUCGAUUCGGAGAUUUGGACGGACCGGAAGUGUGGGAAAAGUUCAACGAGGUGUUCUCGUGGAUGCCUUUGGCCUGUCUCGUCGGAAAUAAAAUUUUGUGCAUGCACGGAGGCAUCGGGCCGGAUCUCAAGUCGUUGGAUGACAUUCGCAAGGUUCGCAAUUUGAAAAAAUUACACAUUUCCACUUUUGAUUCCCUCGCAUUCUAAAAAAAAAGUGAUUUUUCAGCUGAAACGCCCGAUCACGCAAGUGGCCACGUGUCGAUUGGCGCAGGAUUUGUUGUGGUCGGAUCCGUUGGAAGGGGGCACAAUGCCGAUGAUCGGAAGGUACUGUAUCCAUUUUUUACGUUGUAAAAUUAAAAAUAUCAAACGCAGCGUCUAAAUUAUCAAAUGCAGUGACGAAAAGCGGCUGCAAAUGCAAAUUUAGGUGCUGAUUUGUCCGAUUUCAAAAUCGCAUGCAUUCAAAACGCUAUAUCUCCACAGCCUAUAGAGAUAUCAGAACGAUGUCAACUGUAAAACUGUUCCUUGAAACAUUGCCUACAUUUUUUCAGUUGGCACUUUUUUAAUACCUCAACCGGCAGCCGAGAUAUAUUGUUUUGAAUGCAAAUACAGCGCCUAAAUUCGUAUUUUUCGCAAUUUUACAACGUAGACAAUGCAAAAAAUUGCAGUGAGCCAAUAUUCGGCAAAAAUGCGGUGCGUGGCCUCUCGUGCACUUUCAACGACGCCGCCGUUCUCGACGUGUGUAAUCGGCUCAAAAUUGAUCUGAUUGUUCGGGCGCAUCAGGUUUGCUGAAUUUUUUGUUUUGACAAACUGUAAUCGAUACAACUCUGCAGUGUUGUUCGAAAGGUUUUUAGCAAUAUUUGCAACAGUGAAACAUUUUCAGAUGAUUCCGGAAGGCUUCAAAUUCUACGCCGACCGCCAUCUCCUCACCAUUUUCUCGGCGCCUCGCUAUCAGAAUGAAGUGGAUGUAAGAGAAAUUGCUUCACAACGAAAAAUAAAUGUUUUUUCCAGAACAAGGGCUCAUAUCUAAAGGUGGAAAAGUCGGGAAAAGUGAGCAUUUCCAUCAUGAGAAACACGAAACCUUUCCAAGGAAAACAGCCGGUGCCCGCUUCGCAAGACGAGCCCACGGUGGGCGGAGACGAGAAUCCGGCGGCGCGCCGAAAAAAAUCCGACACGAAAACGGCGAGAAGCGCAUCGGCAAAGAGCACGACGAGCUCGAGCACAAGCGGUUAG